GGCGCCGGUCCGCGCCCGCAAGAUGGCAACGCCGGCGGCCGUCAACCCUCCGGAAAUGGCCUCAGACAUACCUGGAUCGGUGACCUUGCCUGUUGCCUCCAUGGCGGCCACUGGACAGGUGAGGAUGGCAGGGGCCAUGCCUGCUCGCGGAGGAAAGCGGCGUUCCGGAAUGGACUUUGAUGAUGAAGACGGUGAAGGUCCCAGUAAGUUUUCAAGAGAGAAUCACAGUGAGAUUGAGCGGCGCAGAAGGAACAAGAUGACCCAGUACAUCACGGAGCUCUCAGACAUGGUCCCCACCUGCAGCGCGCUGGCCCGGAAACCGGACAAGCUCACCAUCCUCCGCAUGGCUGUCUCACACAUGAAGUCCAUGAGAGGCACAGGGAACAAGUCCACAGAUGGGGCGUACAAGCCUUCCUUCCUCACCGAGCAGGAGCUAAAGCACCUCAUCCUUGAAGCAGCGGAUGGAUUUCUGUUUGUAGUGGCUGCUGAGACAGGCCGAGUGAUUUAUGUGUCAGAUUCUGUCACCCCUGUUCUGAACCAACCCCAGUCAGAGUGGUUUGGAAGCACCCUCUAUGAACAAGUGCAUCCUGAUGAUGUGGAGAAGCUGAGAGAGCAGCUGUGCACCUCGGAAAACUCAAUGACAGGCCGGAUCCUGGACCUGAAGACGGGGACGGUCAAGAAGGAGGGGCAGCAGUCCUCGAUGCGGAUGUGCAUGGGCUCGCGGCGCUCCUUCAUCUGCAGGAUGAGGUGUGGAAAUGCCCCCCUGGAUCACCUGCCCCUGAACAGAAUAACCACCAUGAGGAAAAGGUUCAGGAACGGACUUGGCCCUGUGAAAGAGGGUGAAGCCCAGUAUGCUGUGGUCCACUGCACAGGGUACAUCAAGGCCUGGCCGCCGGCAGGAAUGACCAUCCCUGAUGAAGAUGCUGAUGUGGGACAAGGCAGUAAAUACUGCCUCGUGGCAAUUGGGAGGCUCCAGGUGACCAGUUCUCCUGUGUGCAUGGAUAUGAACGGGAUGUCGGUGCCCACAGAGUUCUUGUCCCGGCAUAACUCUGAUGGGAUCAUCACGUUUGUGGAUCCAAGAUGUAUUAGCGUGAUUGGCUACCAACCCCAGGAUCUUCUGGGAAAGGACAUUUUGGAAUUCUGCCACCCUGAGGAUCAGAGCCAUCUGCGUGAGAGUUUCCAGCAGGUGGUGAAGCUGAAAGGCCAAGUGCUGUCCGUCAUGUACCGCUUCCGCACCAAGAACCGGGAGUGGAUGCUGAUCCGCACCAGCAGCUUCACCUUCCAGAACCCUUACUCGGACGAGAUUGAGUACAUCAUCUGCACCAACACCAACGUCAAACAACUUCAGCAGCAGCAGGCGGAACUGGAAGUGCACCAGAGAGAUGGGUUGUCAUCAUACGACUUAUCCCAGGUCCCUGUCCCUAAUCUGCCUGCUGGUGUUCACGAGGCUGGGAAAUCUGUGGAAAAGGCAGAUACAAUCUUCUCCCAGGAAAGAGACCCUCGGUUUGCUGAGAUGUUUGCAGGCAUCAGUGCAUCUGAGAAGAAGAUGCUGAGCUCUGCCUCUGCUGCAGGCACCCAGCAGAUCUACUCCCAAGGGAGCCCGUUCCCCUCCGGGCACUCGGGCAAGACCUUCAGCUCUUCAGUGGUUCACGUGCCUGGGGUGAACGAUAUUCAGUCCUCCUCCUCAACUGGCCAGAACAUAUCCCAGAUCUCCCGGCAGCUGAACCAGAGCCAAGUGGCGUGGUCGGGCAGCCGCCCACCCUUUCCAGGCCAGCAAAUCCCAUCCCAGUCCAGCAAGACCCAGACAUCUCCCUUUGGGAUUGGAACAAGCCACGCUUACCCAGCAGACCCCUCUUCAUACAGCCCUCUGUCGAGCCCUGCCACCUCCUCCCCAAGCGGGAGUGCCUACUCCAGCCUGGCCAACAGGACUCCAGGGUUCGCUGAAAGUGGACAAAGUAGCGGGCAGUUCCAGGGGCGGCCCUCGGAAGUCUGGGCACAGUGGCAAAGCCAGCACCACGGCCAGCAGAGCGGUGAGCAGCACUCCCACCAGCAGCCCGGUCAGACUGAAGUGUUCCAGGACAUGCUGCCCAUGCCCGGAGAUCCGACCCAGGGGACUGGCAACUAUAACAUCGAGGACUUUGCUGACCUUGGCAUGUUUCCACCAUUUUCUGAGUAGCUGUGGGCAGAGUGAGCUCCUGCCACCAUUCCGUGACAUCACCACCCACGUGAACAAGGUCUCCCUCACCCAGCUUGCCUAGCGCAGGACCCCCGCACCACAAGCACCUUUGCCCUCGCGACCCCCAGGCACUGCUCUCCUCAGUUCUAAUGUCAGCCAAGGCUUCUUGGCCACCACCCGGGGCCCUGCUAGACACUGGAGGGUCGAUUGUAUUUAUUGUGUUCUGCCUGGGUGUGCUCAGGAGGUGAGCCUGUUGAGUCCUGGCAUUUGGUUGUGAAUAAUCUCUUAGCGGACCAUUUACACUCCUACAAAGUUCAGUUAGGAUCCAGAUUGGUACGGCAGGCCUGCCUAAGACCAGAAAUCAAGCUUCCUCCUGCUUCUCACGUCUGCUGGAUGGUGUUCCACCAAGGCGGGAAAACCAGCAAGUGGGAUACAGAGCCUGAGGCAAGGUGCACAGGACUCAGUGCCUGCCCCCGCCACCAUGCCCCUGCCGGGGACCCAGCGUGCACUGGGGUCCAGGGUCCUUGUGCAGUGAGGCCUGAACUUCCAUCCUCAGGGCUGUGCUGUGCUGUGUCUGUCCCGUGUGUGUGUGUGUGUGUGUGUGUGUGUGUGUGUGUGUGUGUGUGUGUGUGUACAGGAAAGCGCAGCCCUACCCUCAUCCAGCAGCCCCUCAACCCACACAAACAAGGCCGGAGAGCCGGGCUGAGUUGGGGCUGGUGACCUGUCCUUUACAAGUGAGUUCAUAGGCCCACGUCCCUACUAAAGAUUCAGAUACUCUUCUUCAAAGAGCCAGUCCUUCCUCCACCCUGAACCCCGUGGAAACACUGGGCCUAUGAGCAUCUGUGUCCUGAUUCCAUGUAGGUGACUCCCACGGUCCCUUGUCCCUUCCCAGCACACAUGGAGGUCACGGUAGCUGGGGCCCUCUACAGGUUUGGAUGGUGGGAGCAGCACCCUUGCACGGAGGAAGAUGCUCUCAGUCGCUUUCCUUUGGGCCGCUUGUCUUCCCCUGGCUGGGCAGGGUGGCUUCUCAGAGGGUACACAGUGCAAAGGAGGGACAGACCACUCUGCUCCUGCCACACAUGCUCCAAGGCCUUGGAUCCCAGCUGGUCUACAGGCAGGACAGUAAGCCAGCCUUGGGCUCCCAGCCAACCCAGAGGCUUCUGCCUGGACCACCUUGAGUCCAGGAUGCUUGGCUUGCUGUUCUGUCCAGAUGUGAGAUGAGUUUAAGGCCCACACUCCUGUUUUCAUGUCUCUGGAUCCCUCCCACACCCUGUACUCCAGUCAGGGCUAAGUUUCCCUCUUCUUCUUACUUACAUAUACCAUCAUCUCCAGUUCCUCAACACUACGCAUUGCCACCAAUGCAUAGUGAUGCAUCUCUCCCACAUGGGUGGGAGAGAAGCCACCUGGCUGCUGGAGGAGAGGAGAGCUCACCCUCUGUGAAUGCCCAGGGCAUUCCCACAGCCACGCAGACCUUGCAUGGUGGUUGCUGUGCUCAGAGGCCUCCCUGGCCAGGCGCCUGAGAGGGUAGGGAGAGUGGGAGGGAUGGGGAGACCCUGCCUUCAUGUUUGGAAAGCCCUGGCUGGCAUCCGGGGGCAGCCACAGGCCACGCUCCUGCAGAGCCUCACCUGUGCAAGCCCAGCAUUGCUCGGUAGAAGGUCCUCGGCUGGCAGCCAUCCUCACUUGGUCCCAACUCCAACACUAACAACUCUGGCUAUGUAGUUUCUAGAGAGGCUUUGAUGCCUAUGGUAGACAGUUCUGACCCAGCGCUGAGUUUAAACCUAAGUGUGCUCACUCCAGUCUCCGAUUUCCUGCUGCUACAGUGCCAAACACUGUAGGACCGAGCAGGGGCGGCCCUGGGCAGGCCUCUGCUCUGCCCCGAGUGCCACCUCUGAUUCGGCAGCCUUGACCUUGCCCUCCACAGUGAGCGUAAGUGUUGCUUUUUAAAGGCACAAAAAUGACUUUGGGAACAAAGAUCUUUCUUAGUGAAAUAAAAAUAAGCUUUUGGUGGCCUUUAGCUUAUGAAUUUGGAGUUUGGGGUUUGCCUUCUCUGAAGAAAAAUGUGUCUUUUUUGCAAUGCCACUGGAGGUGAGCACCUUGGCCGUGGGGUUGCCUCAUGUCUAGGCUACGCCAGGCUCUAAGGGCAGCAGAAGACACAGGACAGGGUCCUUGUUCGAAGCCAGAGGAGGAAGCUCUAGUAGUGUCUAAUGACCCUUGUUUGCAAAGGAGCCUGCACUCAGGCUGCUGGUCCUGAUUUUACCUAGCGAGGCGGUCUCAGCCUGGAAAUGUCCUACCUGGAUGGGACAGGAGAGAGGCGCUUUGCCUUUGUUUCUUCUGAGGGGUGGAACUUGCAGGCACCCUCACCCCACCAUCAGAUGAUGUUCUUCAGAAGAGAGCCCGAGGGACGUGCAAGCCACUGGUAACAACAGCAAACCACACCGACGCUCCGCCACCACGGGCUAGGGGAGGUAACAGUAGCCAAGAAUACUCUGCCUGUAUAUCAUUCCUCCCUCGUUUUGUUUCUGUUUUGGUUUCAGGGGUUGAGAGCACCAACAUCAAUAACUGUAUGGCUGUUCUCACUUCUGUUCAACCCUUUUAUUAUUUUAUGAGUAGUGAGUAUUACAAGCAAUGAGGGCUCUGACCACUAACUUAUACUGAGGAACCAAAAUCUGUAUCAGUAAAAUGUCUGGGGUUCUGCAGGUCAUCCGCAGGUAUCAGUGUCCUUCAUCUUCAGCCCAGAGAUGAGGCAGCCUCCAAAGCAAGUACUGGUCAACUCUUCCUGAGCAGUAUUUGGUCCAGUGACCUGUGCUCAAGGAGGGGGCAUGCACCUGCCUGGGUCCACCUGCCCCUAACAUUUAAAACCUGUCACAUAAAGAACCAGGCAGGUACCUAGAAGCACUCACCAGAAGCCAGGCUCUUUGUAUUGCCAGAAAGAGGUUCGAUCAUAGUGUGUGUGUGCUAAUUUGUCAGGGGUCCUUUCUUAGUGCAUCACAUCCAAUGCUCAAAACAGGUGUUACACAUACCUGUGGCCUCAGCUACUCAGACAGCUGAGGCAGGAAAGACUGAGCUACAUGGCUAUCUUCCCUUUCUGCUGGGAGCAGCUCUGGCUCCUUGCACACACAGGUGUGCGUAGGGCUUGUGGAAGACCUAGGCUGGUGGUCAAGCAGCUAGCCAAAGCCUGCAGGGCUUUGACUUCAGCAAGAGGAAGUUUUGCAGGCUUCAUGGAGGUGGGCAGCUGGCUUCCUUCAGCAACAUGCUUGCUUCAAGGGAAAGAAGACUUCACAGGCAGACUUCAGUGAACAAUAAGCACUUCAUCAUCGCUUUUAGCCUUUCUUCUUAUGGGUGUGACCAGUGUUGUGGGUAAUCAUUUGUAUUUCUUGAAUGUUCUUUAUGACUAACAGUUAUUAAGUGGAUCGUGUAUAUGUGUAACUAAUGUCAUUGCCUUUUAAAUUUCACUACAAUAAAGCUGACUUUCCUCUGAACACAAAUGA
This is a messenger RNA of Dipodomys spectabilis (banner-tailed kangaroo rat), 5664 nucleotides long. RefSeq names its product aryl hydrocarbon receptor nuclear translocator 2 (gene Arnt2). The transcript has 19 exons. Gene Ontology annotation, biological process: regulation of transcription by RNA polymerase II. The record is from RefSeq and is a predicted model, not a curated record. Gene Ontology annotation, cellular component: nucleus; cytoplasm; transcription regulator complex. Gene Ontology annotation, molecular function: RNA polymerase II cis-regulatory region sequence-specific DNA binding; protein dimerization activity; DNA-binding transcription factor activity, RNA polymerase II-specific. NCBI's taxonomy places the organism in Eukaryota, Metazoa, Chordata, Mammalia, Rodentia, Heteromyidae. The coding region runs from base 23 to 2176 and encodes 717 amino acids.